AUGAAACCAGAAACCUUCGAUCGAAAAGUUGAAUUAGCUGUGAAAGCAGAAAGAAAAGGGCCAAAAUGUUCUCGUUAUCCCGCAGUUUUCUUAAAUUCACCCGAAAAAAAAAUACGCCGUGGAGCGUCAGAAACAAAUCUUGAAUUUCUUUUAACUGCUCUAUUUCGAAGUAUAGCAAGAUAA
Clunio marinus is the source of this 183-nucleotide messenger RNA. NCBI's taxonomy places the organism in Eukaryota, Metazoa, Arthropoda, Insecta, Diptera, Chironomidae. The record is from the annotation of a GenBank genome assembly.